Molecule: messenger RNA, 1084 nt
Organism: Branchiostoma belcheri (Belcher's lancelet)
Lineage: Eukaryota; Metazoa; Chordata; Leptocardii; Amphioxiformes; Branchiostomatidae
Product: tetraspanin-9-like
Exons: 7
Coding region: 146-874 (242 amino acids)
Cellular component (GO): membrane
Source: RefSeq, a predicted model, not a curated record
UUUGUACCCAGUAAAAAUCAAAGUGAGCUGAUAUCAACGUGCGGCAGAUUUCACGUGACACUGCGGAGCAGACGACCGGGGGGACGUUAGUCAACAGUCACUUUUUUGAUCGGUUCUACAAGAUUAGGGACAGAAAGGCGUCAACAUGGCUGAAGGCUGCUGCGCCAAGUUCAUCAAGGUCAUCCUGAUCGGAUUCAACCUGAUUUUCUGGAUUAUCGGCGUGGCGUUCCUGGGAGUGGGGAUCUGGGCUCUGGUGGAUGACAGGAUGAAGAACGUGACGGAUCUGGACCUGGAGAUGUUCAACACCGUCACGUAUGUCGUCAUCGGGGUGGGCGCGGUCACCUUCGUCAUCGGCUUCCUGGGGUGUGUGGGCGCCUGGAGGGAGAACAAGUGCAUGCUCGUCAUGUACGCCAUCUUCCUGUUCGCGCUGUUCCUGGCCGAGGUCGCAGCCGGAGCAGUCGGGUUGAUCUGGAAGACAAAGGUUGCAGAGGAAAUGGACAAGGCAUUUGCCAACAUUCUGGACGACGGUACAAAACUGGACGAUACUUCGGCAGGCAUCCAAGAGGCCAUGAGCAACCUCCAGGGCCUGUUUAAGUGUUGCGGCAUCAACAACUACACAGACUGGGUGGACCGCAGCACGGGCAGUAAGGGGGGAACGUGCUCGUGUCAGGAGGAAUCAGACAAAACUGACUGUGAUAUGGACUCUUCCAACAACUGGGUGUACAAGGGCUGCCGGGUCAAGUUUGAGCCGUUUCUCAUCGACAUCGUCUAUCUCAUCGGGCUUGUCGUCCUCUGUCUCGGCUUCGUUCAGCUGAUCGGAUUCGCCUUCACGGUUUAUCUUCUGAGGAACCUGAGUAAGGACGGGGUUGUGUAGAGACAGGCUCCUCCCAACCAGCAACACUUUCAGUAGUAAGGCGACAGACAUACGCCACUAAACGUCUUAUGCAUGUACUAAUAAGCUGAGAAAUUUUAUAUCAAUCAAUCAACUUUAUUGCUCAACAACUGUAUCUUGUGCAAUGUAUGGCAAAGAAACAACAAUGGUACAUACAUUGUACACAAAAUACUAAAAUAUGAUUCUAACGAG